Messenger RNA from Fraxinus pennsylvanica, 363 nucleotides. NCBI's taxonomy places the organism in Eukaryota, Viridiplantae, Streptophyta, Magnoliopsida, Lamiales, Oleaceae. The record is from the annotation of a GenBank genome assembly.
AUGGAAAGAGACUUCUUCAAUGACGCUCAUUGCUCUUCUAUCGCAGUUGAUUCUGUCUUACGCAUGGGCACUGACGGCGUGAUUUGGGGUUCCUUUGUCGAUCCAUUUGAUGCUAACAAACUGGGUCUCAUUAGUAUCGCUCGUGCAUCUUUCGUAGCUAAGUCGGUUGGUCAAUAUGGGCUUAAGUGGGGAUAUUUUGCCGCAGUUUUUUCUUUCACUCAUUGUGGGAUUCAAAGAUAUCGCGGAAAAAAAGAUUGGGUUAAUGCAGGGGCAGCUUUUGCUGCUGGAACCCGAAACUGGAAACAGGUUGCUAGUGUUGUUUGUACUUUGUAUCAUUUUGCUGAUAACUCCAGAUCCGUCUAA